Molecule: messenger RNA, 5466 nt
Organism: Lates calcarifer (barramundi perch)
Lineage: Eukaryota; Metazoa; Chordata; Actinopteri; Centropomidae
Gene: atrip
Product: ATR interacting protein
Biological process (GO): DNA repair; DNA damage checkpoint signaling
Source: RefSeq, a predicted model, not a curated record
UGAUUGGUCAGAUUCUCAGCAGUACUGAAGCGGGCUCAACAACACUGUUUUACUGUCACCUUUAACUUCGUGUUGUUUUGUUGUAUCUCCGUUCAGCGAAUAAUUUCAUCGUUUGUUUUACCGUCGAGGCACCGUAUGAAGGAGCGCUUUUAUCAGACACCUUUACCACAUUUUUCAUGAAGUGUUGCUUAACAUUUAAAUGCUGCUGUGACGGAGUGAGCUGUGUUAGCUUAGCAAGCUAACUUCCCAUUGGAAUCACAGCUAGUUGUCUGUUAGCUAACAGCUAUCAGGAGCCGCAGCAGCAGCACCGAGAGAUAAGCAUGAACUGCCCUCCCACGAAGCGUCUCCGAGGACUGAAUCACGAAGUAGCAACGGCGGUGGCCUUUGAUGACCCAUUUGGAGAUGAUGAGGACUUCACCCAAGACGACUUGGAUGAGAUCGACAUCAUCGCCUCGCAGGCCAUCACCUCAGCUGCUGCGGGAGCUAGGAUCGGGUCUAAACCAGAGAGCAAACAGGUGGAUUUGGCCCGUGGGGCAGCCUGGUCGGUGUCCGCAGGCCAGAACAAACCUCUGAGCAAAGCCACAACGAAGCAGAGCAGAGAGAACACAUUUGGGUUUAGCAGCAGCAACAGAGGGAAUGCUGCGAUAUCAAGCAGAGAACCACUUGGUAACAGGCAGCAGCAGUUUGGGUCAGACAGAGACGACUCCUACAGUCUACUGGAGGCCCAGCAUGUAGAGCUGAAGAGGAAGCUGAAGGAGGUGGAGGAAGAGAUUGUUAUGAAGAGUGGGGAAAUCCGUGUCCUUAGGGACUCCCUGAAAGCAGCUCAGCAGGAAAAGGAGGCUCAGAGACAGAACCAGGUCCUGCUGGAGACUCAGAGACAGAGAGAGCAGAGUGACAGGGAGAAGGAGCUCAACAAGAAGGUUCAGUCUCUGCAGUCUGAGCUGCAGUUUAAAGAAGCAGAGAUCAAUGAGAUGAAGACCAAACUGCACAACUCAGACAGAAACAAGAUGGCCUCUCCACUGCCUAGAAACAGUCCUAAAGUGCAGAGCUCUCUCGCCCAGUUGCAUCAUGGGCGCAGCUGCAGCAGUAGCAGCUCCUCCUCUCCAACAGGAAAUGGUUUCAUUACCAAGGAGAUGUUUGGAGCCCAGAUCCCAUCCAGAACGACACCGGUGAAGACACCAAUAAAGACACGGAGAGAGGCAGACAGAGGAGCGUCCAGCAGCAGAUAUGGUGACAGCAGGCAGGAAAUGUCUCGCCCAGACCCCUUCUUGUCUGUCAGACCUGCGCACCUGCAGCACCGAGGUGGCGUUCUGCUGGGCUUGUUGCUGCAGCAGCCUCUGUCUCCCAGCAGCCUCAGCCUCUCUCACCUGCUGUCUAUGAGUCUGACAGACAUCCACCUAACAUCUAGUGGGCCAUCAGCAGGUUUUCUGCUCCACUCUGAUGCAGCAGCAGGUAUCAGCGGAAGCAGCACUCCCAGAGCUGCUCUGAGUCCAGUCCAGAGUCUGGCUGUAACUGGAUUGAACAUGCUCAGUCAGAGCCGAACAGCAGCUGCAGCCAGCAGCAAAAACAACAGGUCAUGUCCAGGAGCUGUCCUCCUCCUCCCUCUGUUGGACCUUCACCUGUCUCAACUCUGUCAGGCUCUGGACUCGCUCCGCUCCAACUCAGCUGGCAGCGGUGAUUCAGACUCUACAGCUGCCACCUCGCUCCCAGCAGGCCAUGCUGCUCCCUCUGCUGGACCGGGAAGACUUGAGGAGACUAGUUUAUCUGGUUUCAGUGUGGAGGACACUGGUUUGGCUGCUCUGAGACUUCUCUACCUGUUGCUGGCCCACAGUGAUGAGGUGGUGGAGGCUGUGCUGUCAAAACAGAGUCAGAGCAGAGUUACAGAUGACAAGCCCGAGUCAUCUGCAGGUGUGGGUCUGUGCUCCCAGAAUGCCUUGCUGCACUCAGUGUUGCGGCUGUGUGAAGCAGGACUUGGCAGCAGCAGCAGCAGCAGCUCGCAGAGAGAGGAGCUUGUCCUCAGUGCCAUGAAGACGCUGUGUGUCCUAAUUGAAAGGACGCCACAAUCACACACCGACAGGUUGCAGUGUGUGGUGCAGGUGGUGUGUGCAUGUUUGUCAGCAGACAGCAGGUUGCAGAUGAUUUCACAGUGUGUGUCAGUCCUCGUGUCGAUGUCCGACCACCAGACAAUGGCUCAGCAGCUCUGCUCCCACCAUGACCCCUGUGUUUUCCUGAAGUUAUUCCAGGUUAUCAGAACUAGACCAGACAACCAGGCAACACACACAGACUGGAUUCUGUUGGACCUGCAGGUGGUCCGUUUGUUGAACAGACUAAUGAGUCAGCGAGCAGAAAGCUGGACCUCAAACCUUCACAGCAGCUGUCAGUGUUACACUGAGUUGGUUCAGACAGUGGUAAUUGUUUUCCAUCGUCAGUGGUUGGACCUUCGUGGUUCUCAGGAGCCGACAAACUUGACAGCUCCUUCAGGCUUGCCUGCAGCCCUGCCACAGUGCUCUGCCCCAUCAUCGCCGUGGUGGCGCAGCCCGGCAGCGUCUCUGCUCAGGGAGUGUUUGCUGCUGCUGCACUGGCUGCUGCUGCAUCACGGCAGCUUCUCAGAGAGCUGCAGGCCACUGCUCCACAUGUACGACCAGGUGAUCCCUGCUGUACGAGACACGCUGAGGAAGAUCCCCGAGUUGAGCGAGAGCGAGGAGCUGGCAUUGGAAGAGAUCUGCCGCUCGGAGGGAGACGACACUGAUGACAUGGACACUGACACUGGUUCCUGACUGACUCCAUCAGUGACCAAUGAACAGACACAAAAGACGGUUUACUGACGGUCAAUGUGAUGAUUCUGAGACUGAGACAAAGACAGACCAGAGAGUCUGUUUUCAGUCAAACAUUCUUGAGUUAAAGUGGAUGUUGGAAAGAAAUGAAGGAUUAGAGAGAAAUCAGUGAUAUUAACUGAAGUGAAUGAAACAGUUUACAGGAUUUAAUCUGCUGAUUUAACAAUAAAACAUUAAGGUAAGAAAAACUGAUGCAGUCAAUGUUCACGUUCACCUGCGGUAUAUUCUGUCCUUCAGUCUUUCACCACCUCCUGUCUCACCUGUCCAUACUCUUCUUUAACAGUCAGGGCUGCUGCUUGUCUUGGACAUCUGUUAAAUAUGUAGUUACAGGUAGGUACACGUGCUAGGAACUAUUUGGAUAUUUUUCCACAAUUAUUAAUGUCUUUGCCUGCACCAAUACUUAAAAUACAGUUUUCCUAAAAACACUUUUUUUCUGUACUUCUCUGUAAUACCCUAAAAACUUUCACCCAACUUUUAAACAGUCAUUUUUUAACAAAAUAAAAAUUUUAUCAAGUAGUUACUCUUCGAUGGGUAUCUUCAGGAUAUUAUUGAUACUACUACACCUUCUAUUAUUUAUUAUCUACAUUUAAUUACAAGAAAAGUGCAAGAAAAGAAGAAAUCAAGAAUGUCAAUGUGAGCAGACUCAUUGCUUUGAGAGACAGGAGGAACUCAGAAACUAAACCUGUAUUUCUAGCAGAGGAACCUGGGACUGAAUUUAGUUCCUGUACGACAGUCUGUCUGGAUGGUUCAGUAACUUUUGUAGUGGAUUUUGCAGGGCUGAAUGUGGCUGACUGGUCAGGCACAGACCUUCUGGCAUGAGUAAUGGACAUUGUUUGUUUGAAUUGUUUAUUCAUCUUAAAAAUGAGGUUAGGCUUUGUUGAUGGCUUCCAGACUAGUUUACAAAUCAGUGUGAGGGAGAGUGUGACAGCGAGUACAAAGCAAGUGAAGAAAUGAAAUAAAACUAUAUUUACUAAUAGCUUUGUGGCAGUAAUUAAGAUAAACCGUUACACAGUUCAGUCUGGACGUCUGUGUGAAACAAACAGGCUGUGGAUGAAAAUUGAAUCAGGAUUUUCAGGAUAUCGCAAUUUAAGACGUUGCAUUUCCAAAAGUAUGCAUUGUGCUUCCUUAUCAAGGGGUGUAUUCCAGAAAACAGGUUUAGUGAAAACUAGACACUUUUUUUUUUUUGCUUAUUUGAUUUAUAUUGAUUUAUAAUAUACAUCCUUACCAUACUCUAGAUUAAUCCAUCUCUGUGGCAGUUUAGUGUCACACUGACAAUAGGAGAUGAAGGUUCAGAACACAAAAAAGUUUCCUCAAUUAAAACCAACCAAAAACCAGUCCAGGACCAGAACAGUUUGUUAAACAUCUUUAUUUAUUGUCCAGCUGUAACUGAGGUCUGAAUCAUACAGUAUUUCAGUGUAAGGCAUCCUACUGGCUGCUGCAGGUCUGUUGGAUAGCGAUUGUCCAGACUUAGUCACAGGAAACACAAGACUUGAGAGGUUGGGAAUAAUUUCAGUCCAGUUAUCUCAAGAACACAACUAUUUCCUUAUUAUGAAUCAACACAUGUUCUGUUCCUGUUUCCUGAGAUGCAAUUAUGCUGUUAGGUUGACGUAUCAGAAAUUGUUGUCUCAUGAUCUCAGAUGAACUGAGCUGUUAUUUUUGGGAUGGCGGUAAAGCGAAGCCACUUUUGUCAUGGGCUCAGUCCUUUGGGCCUCAAGAACAAGAGGUGUUCCUUAAAUAAGCCUGACCUGUAUUUUCUUAUUAUUACAGUGACAAACAUGUUUGUUCUCUGGGCAAAGUUUAGACGUCAUGUCACAAGAAAACUAUUUAUGAAUUUGUAUCUUAAGAACAAAAAUGAGUUAACUGUCAUUUCGGGAUAACUGUUCUCAUGAGAACCACAAAAAUACAAUUUGCAAAUGAAGUUUUGAUCCUGAGAUAACAGGCUUGUUUUUAGCAAUCAUGUUGGCUCUUUGCUGGUUGCUGACUUUGUGCGCCAACAAAACUGACCAUUCUUCUCUUAUAAUCCUAAGGAAGAACUAGGAAAGGUAAAAUACUGAGAGAGAAAGAAGCUGUGUCCCAUUUUAGGCUCCUUCAGAGUCCACAUUUUUAAAACCAGUGGUGUGUCCAGGCAUCUUCAUCAACUCCUUGAAUCAGAAAUUGUGGAAAACAGACCAAAGAAAUAGCCCCUGCAGGAUGGAGUCCACAGUUUGCUAUGUGUGGAGGCUGUGACACUUACUCACACACACCAGGACACACUACAUUUACAUGCAUUUAAAGAACUAGGUCACUCAGAGAAACCAGGUUAUGCAGCUAAUCAGAAAAUGUGUUUACAUGCAUGGAGUAACCUGGUUAUUAUAAACCUGUGGAUACAUGCAGCGGCUCUGACUUUAUUUUGGAAGCAUGUAUUUCUUAAUUUAGUCACAGAAGUUGCCCCUUAUUAUGUUCACAUGCUCACCUCUGAAAACUGACUUGUUUAGACUUACACACUACAGGCUACUUUGAUAGUGUCAGUCAGACUUUGGAUUUAGUUAUUUUGAAUACAAGAGCAAAAAUGUGUAAUUAUUUCUACUAUGAUUCACCUACUUUCAUUUUUUAAAGUCUGUCAUGCGCAUGUGCGCUAGUAAAAAAAAAUAAA